This is a messenger RNA of Aspergillus puulaauensis, 3000 nucleotides long. RefSeq names its product putative SNARE-dependent exocytosis protein (Sro7). Gene Ontology annotation, cellular component: cytoplasm; plasma membrane. NCBI's taxonomy places the organism in Eukaryota, Fungi, Ascomycota, Eurotiomycetes, Eurotiales, Aspergillaceae. Gene Ontology annotation, molecular function: myosin II binding; syntaxin binding; GTPase activator activity. The record is from RefSeq and is a predicted model, not a curated record. The coding region runs from base 1 to 3000 and encodes 999 amino acids. The transcript is spliced from 7 exons. Gene Ontology annotation, biological process: establishment of cell polarity; regulation of exocytosis; regulation of protein secretion.
AUGGCUCAUUUCCUGAGGGGAAAGCAAGCCGGCAUCCAAAAUGACUUCUCCGGCAGUCUAUCUCCGGAGCUGUUCGAUAUUGAUGAUCUCGUGAGAUGUGGGAUCAAUUCACAGACAAGCGCUCUCACGUACGAUCCGGUUCAGUCUCUUCUCGCAGUCGGUACCAGCGAGUCGCAGUUCGGCCAUGGCCAGAUCUACGUUUUUGGCCAAGGACGAGUCUCGGUCAUCUUCUCCUUGCCCCGGAAAGCGUCCGCGAGGUUUAUACAAUUCUGUGGCAAUAAGCUCGUCAGUGUUGACUCGAAAAGCGAAAUCAGCAUAUUUUCCCUAGAGACGAGACAACUCCUUGUCUCAUAUGCACCCCCGAGUCACGCUAGUGCGCUACUCACCGAUCCCAGUAUCGACUAUGCAUUCAUCGGGUUGCAGAAUGGCGACGUUGUCGCCUACGACCUUGACCGUGAAAACAUGACGCCGUUUAGAAUAUCCAACCUAUGGGCGCAGCGCAAUCCGCGAGCGCGAUUUUCUCCUGUCAUCAGCCUGUCUUUCUCCCCCCGUGAUAUUGGCAAGAUUCUUAUCGGAUAUCCGGACGGGGCGGUGACGUUUUCGUUCAAACAGAACGUACCACAACAUUACUUCGAGUAUGAAGUUCCGGCAGGCGCUUUGGGUGGAAAUGGCGACAUCCCAGUUAGCAGCCCGCGUAAACCGAAACUGACCAAAGCUCUAUGGCAUCCGAAUGGCAUAAUCAUGCUUACAGUACAUGAUGACAAUAGUUUGGUCUUUUGGGACACAAAGGACGGUCGCAAGUUAUUAGCUAGAUCUAUAACUACGUCCAACGUUGAUCAGCCGGGUGCCCUUCCAGAUCGGCCUUCUACGGCCGGAUCGAUUACCGGGAUUAAAGACCAGAUUACCGAUGUUGCCUGGUGUGUGAAAGCGAAUGGCGAUGACAGUGGGCUUUUGAUUGCAGGCGGCAAACCAAAGGAUGAGAGAAACAAAAACCUUACCUUCCUCGAUUUGGGCCCGUCGCCCAACUACCAGACGUCCUCCUGGGCCAUGAUCACAACCUACCUAGAGAAACCGAGUCCUACAACAGAGCUUCCGAUCCCCCCGGGUGCUGAGGUGGUCAGCAUCUGUGUGGUUCCUCGCAAUUCUCCCUACUAUGGCGGCGCCCACGACCCAAUAGCAGUUCUUGCUCUUUUGUCAUCGGGCGAAUUGAUCACAUUGAGUUUCCCCAGUGGACAUCCCAUUCCACCUACCAACAUGCUACCGCCCUCGGUUACUCUCGUUCAUCCUUUUGUGAACAAGAUCACUCUGACUCCAGUUGAUCGUAGUGCCUGGCUUGGACUGAAGGAACGGCGAUCCCAAGGGCCAAAAUUCAUCCUAGGUGGUGCGGAGGGAAGAAAACACCUAAAGCGCCUUGAAAGUCGCAACAUAGUUACAGCGGCGCAUGCAGACGGCACCGUGCGACUAUGGGACAUCGGUCAUGACGACGAAAUUGAGAGCCCCGAAUCCAUUCAGGUUGAUUUAGCUCGAGCUGUGGGCCGUGUUAACAACAUUGAUGUUACAGAGAUGUCUCUUGGGGGCUUUAGUGGCGAACUAUCAGUUGGUCUCAGGAGCGGCGAGGUUGCUAUAUUCCGAAUGGGCAGUAACAAAAACUUUGGUCUAGAGGAACCCCCUGGGGCCAACAACGGGCCAGGAAAGCUGACCAACAUCAUGCAUAGAGUUGAUCCUGGCUUAAAGCAGGGUCUUCUACCAUUGACUCUCCUAAAUAUGCAACAGGGGCCAGUGACCGCGCUAAAGCAUAGCCCAGUAGGGUUUGUCGCCGCCGGAUUUGAAGCUGGCGGUAUUGCGAUUAUCGACUUGCGCGGGCCCGCCUUAAUCCACACUGCGAAUUUAUCAGAGCUUGCCAAGCAGAACAAGCGAAGUAGUUUCCUCAAAUCUCGAGGUUCGAGUGAAACUGUUCCCGAGGUGCCGACAAGUAUUGAGUUUGGUAUUAUGACUCUAGACGGUGAAGACUACUCCAGCAUAUGCUGCUUUGUGGGAACAAACAGAGGCAAUUUGGCUACAUUCAAGGUAUUGCCAUCGAGCAGCGGUGCCUACGUGGCGUCAUUCGCUGGCGCGGUUGCAUUGGAGGACAGAGUUGUCAACAUCAUUCCUAUUAAUGCCGACGAUGGUAGUUUAGCAUUAGCUACAGGAGACGCAUUUGGCGGCUUAAGAAACGGCCGUAGGGUCCAUGGCGCCGUAGUCGCUGUGACCACUAAUGGGUGCAGGGUCUUCAAACCCGCCACAUCCAAGGGCGCACACCGGUCUUGGGAUGAUUACCUUUGUGACUCUGCCUCAGUUGUCAACAUCUCCGGUCGAGGAUGCAGUCUAGUUGGAUUAUUUGGAGACGGAAACGCCCGAGCAUUCUCUAUUCCUGGUCUCAAGGAGAUCGGCUGCACCAACAUCAGUCAUAUGGCCGACGUAUCUCGCCUCUCCCAGUCUACUGUAUCACCAAAUGGCUGCGUCCUAUUUUGGACCAGUCCAUCUGAAGUAGGGAUAUUCAGCGUUUGGGGUGCUGGAGUCGGAUUACGCCGGUCAGAAGACCAGCUAUACAACCCUCAGCUGGCACCCCCUCCUCGACCCACAAUCAGCAAUAUACAGUGGAUUUCUGGUACUCAGUAUAUCUCACCGGCUGACAUGGAUAUUCUUAUUGGAGGACCCGAUCGCCCGCCAUCAAAGCGAAUGAUAGAACAAAUGCGACUAGAGGAGCAAGAACGCCAAAAAGCCGCCAGGGAAGGAAGAACGCCCACUGGACCGGCGCGCCAGGACAGCGGCGAGGAAGGAUACUUCGCCUACAUGCAACGGCAAAUGACGGAGCGUACCCAGAAUCUUUCAUUCGCCAACGAUAACAUGGAUAGGCUAGAGGAGACGAGCAGUGGCUGGGCAAGGGACGUCGACAAAUACGUCCAGAACCAGAAAAAGAAAGCUGUUUUAGGUGCUCUCGGAUCAAAGUUCGGAUUCUAG